Miscanthus lutarioriparius is the source of this 2364-nucleotide messenger RNA. The record is from the annotation of a GenBank genome assembly. NCBI's taxonomy places the organism in Eukaryota, Viridiplantae, Streptophyta, Magnoliopsida, Poales, Poaceae.
AUGGAAGCAACAGGGCUUAGCCUUGGCAAGUCUGUGCUGGAUGGAGCUCUUGGCUAUGCCAAAUCCGCCGUUGCGGAGGAGGUUGCCUUGCAGCUUGGCAUCCAGCAAGGCCAAGCUUUCAUUAGGGAUGAGCUUGAGAUGAUGAUGGCUUUCCUGAUGGCAGCACAUGAGGAGCGAGAUGAGCACAAGGUGAUCAAGACCUGGGUGAAACAGGUCCGUGACGUGGCCUAUGAUGCAGAGGACUCCCUCCAGGAUUUUGCUGUUCGUCUGGGGAAGCCAUCCUGGUGGCGCUUCUGGUGCAUCCCUCUCAUGCUGCUGGAAGGCCACCGUGUGGCCAAGAAGAUGAAGGAGCUUCGAGCCAAGGUUGAGGAUGUCAGCCAGAGGAAUGUGCGCUACCGCCUCAUCAAGGGCCCUGGCUCCAAGGCUAUCACCUCCACUGGACAGUCCAACAUGGCCAGCGAAACAAUGUCUAGCACUGAGGAAGUGAGGAGGCAACACGAAAAAGCAAAGCUCGAUCUCAUUCAAUUGAUCAACAUGAAGGAUGAGAACCUUAGAGUGAUCUCUGUAUGGGGAACAAGUGGUGUUCUUCAGGAGACAUCCAUCAUAAAGAUGGCCUAUGAUGAUCUUGAGAGGAAGAAGUUUGUGUACCAUGCAUGGAUCAGGAUCAUGCAUCCUUUCAAUCAAACAGAGUUUGUGAAGAAUAUCAUCGAGCAAUUCUAUGUUAAUAUUCUAGAUGAAGCAACAAAGACAAAGCAGAAGUUAACUCCUGGGGCCCAAGAUCUGUGGAGGAUAUGGAUGAUGAAUGAAGAUGAUUUGUUUGAUGAGUUCAAGAAAGUUUUGAGUGAGAAGAGUUACCUGGUUGUGCUUUGUGAUCUCUCCUCUAUGGAAGAGUGGCAUCAGAUCAAAACAUGCUUCCCAAAUAACAAGAAUGGGAGCCGAUUCAUAGUGUGCACAGAGCAUAUCAAAGUGGCAAACUUAUGUGUUGGAACAGAGAUUGGGCUUCUAGAGCACAAGCAAUUGUCUGUUGACCAGACUCUUUAUGCUUUCUAUGAGAAGGGUUCACAGGAUGUUGCAGAUUCAAUAGAGGAAGCCUCUAGUUCAAACACUACGAGGACUACUGAUAGUAAAACCUUUAUGGAUGGAAAGAGACUGACUCGCAUGGAAACGACACUAGUUGCUUUUAAGGAAUCUCAGCUCAUUGGGCGAGAAAAUGAAAAAUUAGAAGUGAUAAAAAAGAUUUCAGAUAAACAUAGUCAAGAAUUUGAGGUGAUCUCUAUCUACGGAAUGGGUGGUCUCGGGAAAACAACUUUAGUCAAACAUGUCUACCAAAGCCAAGAGCUCAAUGUUAUGUUUGAGAAGCGUGCUUGUGUCACAAUCAAGUGUCCUUUCAAUCGAAAAUGGGAUGCUAUUGUAAACUAUUUCCCUACAGCUGUUACAAGGAGCAGGAUUAUAGUAACCACAAGGGAAGAGAAUAUUGCUAAGCAUUGUUCGAGGAAGGACAUAAACAUAUACAAGCUCAAGCUUCUGGAAUACAAAGAUGCGUAUGACCUCUUCACAGAAAAGGUGUUUGGGACAGUUGCAUAUAUGGAUGAGCAGUACCCUGAAUUAACUGAAGAAAUGAAAGUGAUUCUGAAGAAAUGCAAUGGACUUCCUCUUGCAAUAGUCACCAUUGGUGGUUUCUUGGCAAAGCAACCAAAAAGUCUCAUGGAGUGGAGAAAAUUGAAUGAACAUAUUAGUGCGGAGCUAGAGAUGACUCUAGAGCUCCGUAGGAUACCAAAUGUCCUCAUUAGAAGCUAUGAUGGCUUACCUUAUCACCUCAAGUCUUGUUUCUUGUAUUUGUCCAUCUUUCCUGAAGACUACAAUAUUAGUCGGAAACGUCUGGUGCACCUUUGGAUUGCAGAAGGCUACACAAGGGAGAUUCUGAAUGUAGAUGGCAUUAAUAGGCGUGAUGUGUGCACUUUCUUUUGGUGCUGGUUUAUCCCGUCUGUACUCAGGGAGCUAAGCCGAUAUAGUGUUAUACUUCCGAGAGGAUUAAGAAAGCUGAGAGCGCUUCACACACUGAAUGCUGUCAACAUCGCUGUGGGGAGGGGCAUCAUGAAGGAGAUAAAAAGGCUCACCCAGUUGCGCAGGUUAGCAGUGAGCGGAAUCAACAAGAAAAACUGUCAAGAGUUCUGCUCCACCCUUGAUGAUAUCAGGUGCCUAGAAUCGCUGACAGUGCAUUCAGCGGGAGAGCCAGGUUUACAUGGGCUUGGAUGGCGUGUCCUUGCCCCCAAAAAGCCUCCAGAGCCUCAAGCUGGCCGGCAGUCUGGUCAAAUUGCUGGGAUGGAUAGAGGGGCUCCACAAUCUUGUGAAGUUGAAGCUUGA